UCACAUAGACUCUUCGAAGAUUCGUCUCAUCGGAGGAUCUGAUACUUCUGAAGGAAGGGUGGAGAUCUUCUACGAAGGUGUUUGGGGAACAGUUUGUGACAAGACCUGGGACUUUCAGAGUGCCAAGGCUGUAUGCCAACUGCUCGGCUUUGAUGGGGCACUGGCCGCGCCUGGUGCUGCUGCCUAUGGCCAAGGGUCUGGAAGGAUCCUCGGUUGCGACUCCACAGAUGACAAACUAAAUUGCUACCAUCAAGGGAUUGGUGUCCUUGAUUGCCAUCAUGACGACGACGCAGGAGUCAGAUGCUACAUGGGGUCGGAUCCGUUCGAAGUUCGUCUUGUGGGAGGCGACGGAGCCGAUGGCGCUCCUGAUGGAAGGCAGGGUAGGGUUGAAAUUCUUUACGACGGAGCCUGGGGAACCGUCUGUGACAGCCACUGGGACGUCAGUGACGCAACGGUGGUAUGUCGGAUGCUAGACUUCGAUGGCGCACUGGAAGCAACGCAUUCUGCCAACUUCGGCAAGGGUUCGGGGGACAGUAUCUUGGAUGGCGUCCGCUGCAGAGGAUCAGAGGAGCACCUUGCAUACUGCAUGCAUGGUGGAUUCGGGACAAAUGUUUGCAGUCAUGAAAAAGAUGCGGGUGCCAUCUGUUUUUCCAAUGUUCGUCUCGUGGGAGGAUCGAACGCUGCCGAAGGCCGCGUUGAGAUACAACAAGGUGGUAGAUGGGGAACUGUUUGCCACGACCGAUGGGACAGUUUCGAUGCUACCGUAGUAUGCAGAAUGCUCGGGUUUCAAGGAGCCUUGGAGGCCCUGGGAUCUGCACACUUUGGCAAAGGAUCGGGAGAAAUCUUCAUGGAUGAAGUCCAGUGCGAAGGAACAGAGUUACGUCUAACAGAUUGUAAGCACAACGGGAUAGGUGAACACAACUGCGCACACAACGAAGACGCCAGCGUGGUGUGUGAUACUUUCCAGAAAGGCUGUUCUACAAAUAAAAACGUUGGUGUGAUCGUUGGUGCUGUACUAGGAAUUAUCAUCUUAGUACUGAUGAUCUUCAUCGGUGUGGCAGUUGUGAUAUUAUGGGGCUUCCGUAGGAUAGGGAGGAACAAGAAAAUAUACAAGGAUGAUCUUUCACCGUCCUUCCAAUCGGAGACCAUCGGAUCACUUGAACCUGGGGGUGUCAAGACCAAACCUCCAAAGCUGCCAGCUAGGGCAUUCACAAUGCCCAUAGGCUUUCGAAAAGGUGAAAAGUCCCCUCCAGGUGGGACGAUGGAAAUCUGUCAGAGUCCCAAACCUGAAGAUGCAGACCCCGUAGGCCUUAACACUGGCCAUGCUGGUGAAGAUUGCGUGUACAUGAGCAUGGAAGCAGAGUACAUGGCGCCCUCUGCGUCCAAUGAUGAUCAGGAUACAGUCUCGAGCACAUUGCACAGGUCAGUGGUCUCUGAUGAAGAAGGAAUAGUUGCAGUAAAGGACAGUGUUUACAUGGGGGACGAGCAGUUCGAAGCCCCCAAUCGUUCGGACAUCGAUGAAGUGGUCGCUUCUAGAGCGGAGGAUGAUAUUACUUCAGAAUAA
Molecule: messenger RNA, 1564 nt
Organism: Lytechinus variegatus (green sea urchin)
Lineage: Eukaryota; Metazoa; Echinodermata; Echinoidea; Temnopleuroida; Toxopneustidae
Product: deleted in malignant brain tumors 1 protein-like
Exons: 4
Coding region: 308-1564 (418 amino acids)
Cellular component (GO): membrane
Source: RefSeq, a predicted model, not a curated record